GUGAUUUGCAAGGGGAGAGAAAACGAAGAGGAAGCGAAUGCUAGCUUUAAACACCGUGUAAUUCGAUCUGUCCAUCUAAAAAAUAGCCUUGAAAAUUUCCGCAUUAGUUUCUUUCUGCGCACGCUGUUGCCCAGAGCCUGACAUUCCUCGCUUGCCGCUGCUAUCGACACCAACACAGAUCGUCACCCACACAACCAGGUCAAUAACGAGGGUCAUUAACCAGGACCAAGAAACCACCCCCCCCCCCCAGCUGAAAAUAGACCCUACGGUCAGUAAGGAAGCAGACCAGCUUCCCUACCCCAUGUCCAUCCAGAGCUUAAGUUAAAAGCAAGACUCAAAGUGCUCUUUCAAAGGAGAGCGGCGGUAAACAGGGAGACGUGCGAGGGAGGACGGUCUGUGUCCGGUGAAGUUAGUUCGGAUGCUGAGCUGGUGGCGAUGGAUUGUUUCUCUCCGAUGGUUUCCAACAGUUUAAGACUCGUUUUCACGAAAAAGUACGGGGAAAAAACUCAACUGGUGCCGAAUAACGCGAGCAAUAAGUAUUCCUUAACGCAAGAAAGCUGGUCGCCUCAACUGCCCAGCGCUGGCAUCGAUCCCCCCACCACCUCCCAUUGCCACUACAACAGCAAAGCUCAUGAGGAGAGGCAGAUUGAGCAGAAGCAAGCUCAGAGGAGGCUGACCAUAGCCCUGGUCAUCUGCACCCUCUUCAUGAUUGGAGAGGUGGUUGGUGGAUAUCUAGCAGGGAGCUUGGCUGUAAUGAGUGAUGCAGCACAUCUUCUAGCAGAUGUCACAAGUUUUCUGAUUAGCUUGUGCUCACUGUGGUUAUCUUCAAGACCAGCCACCAAGAAAUUAAACUUUGGAUGGUACAGAGCAGAAAUUCUUGGAGCACUCUUUUCGGUGAUUAUAGUUUGGCUUGUAACAGGAAUCCUGGUCUAUCUUGCCUCUGAACGAUUAAUCCAUGCUGAUUUUGAAAUUAAUGGAUUGGUCAUGGUUAUAACAUCUUCCUGUGCAGUGGCAGCAAACCUAAUAAUGGGUUUUGCACUUCAUCAGCAUGGCCAUGGUCACAGCCAUGAUGCAACUUAUCUUCAAGGUUCAAAGGAAGUUAAUCACGGCCAUCAGCCAAAUGCCAGCCUUCGAGCAGCUUUCAUCCAUGUUGUGGGAGAUUUCUUGCAAAGUGUUAGCGUGUUAAUCAGUGCUAUUGUAAUUCUCUUCAAGCCUGAAUACAAGAUAAUGGACCCUAUAUGCACGUUUAUUUUCUCUGUGUUAGUGUUAGGAACAACUAUCAACAUUCUGCGGGAUAUUUUGUUGGUGCUGAUGGAAGGUACACCUAUUGGACUGAAUUAUAAUGCCGUGAAAGAAAAAAUCCUUGCAGUUAAUGGGGUGAAAACAAUGCACAGCCUUCAUCUCUGGGCUCUGAGCAUGAACCAAGUUGUUCUUUCAGUUCAUGUUGCCAUUGUUGAUACAGUGGAUCCUCAACAAGUUCUGAAGGAAAUUACACUGAUGGUUCACAGCACUUUUAACGUUCACUCUGCCACAAUUCAAGUGGAGCAGCAUUUGGAUCAAGAACCAGAUUGUGCAUACUGCCAGGAACCCAAAGAUUAAAAUCGUAUUAAGUAACUGUACCUUCUUCAUUAGUUUAUCCUAUGUUUAGUAAAGCUAGUUGUACUGACUUUUAGUGUCUCCACUGUCAGUUAACAAACCUCAGCAAAAUCCAAGAAAAUAUAUGUACUGGUUAUCUUGUCUAUAUAAUUAAGAGUCUAGCAAAUAACAUGUUGCAUAUUAAAUCCAUCCAUUUGCAGAAAAAUUGCUUGUAUAAAUUUCCCUCAGCAACUUCUUCUAUAUUGGCUGAAAUUUGUAUCAGUAAAGAUGACACACGAUUGAACAACAACAAUGUUACAUGAAAGGCUGUAGUUUCAACCAAUUACACUGAGUGUUUGCUUAAGAAGUGCUUUCCUCUACAUUUUGAUUUCUGACCCAAAUGAAUGUGUAACGAAACUUGAUUGAGUUUUUCAAAGAUAUUUCUAAGUACAUAGAUGAGGGCAGUGUGGUUGAUGUAGUUUGCAAGGAUGUUAUUAAGGCAUUUGACAAAGUUACACAUGAAGAAGGCUGAUGGAAAAGGUUAGAACCCAUGCGAUCCAAGGUAAAUUGGCAAAUUGGAUUGGUACCAGGAGGCAGAAAGUUAGUACCAGGUUGCUUCUUUGAUUAGAAUAGAAGCCUGUGACCAGUGGUGUACCACAGGGAUCACUAAUUGGACCCUUGCUGCUUUUUUCACAUUCGCUAAUGACUUAGAGGUUAAUACAGGUGGUGUGAUUAGAAAGUUUGCAGAUGACACAAAAGUGAGGAACAUAGUCUCAGGUUACAGAAAAAAGUGAUCAGCUGGUAAGUUAGGCAAAGUCAAAAUCAAAGUGGAGUUUAUUGUCACGUGCACAAGUACACGUGUGCACAGGUGCAAAGAAAAGCUUACUUGCAGCAGCAUCACAGGCACAGAGCAUCAGAUAAGCAGUGUUCACAAGAAAAAACAUAAAUUGCAUACAAUUUUUACAAGAAGAAAACACAAUUAGAACAGAUGGAAUUUAAUGUAGAUAAAUGAAAAGUGAUGCAUUUUUGGAAGUCAGAUAAGGGUAGGACGUACACAAUGAAUGGUGUGAUACUAGGGUGUGUGGAGGAAGAGAGGGACUUUGGUGUGCAGGUCAAAAAGUCCCUGUAGGUGCAGCACAGGUAGAAAGGUUGGUAAAGAGGGCAUAAGGGAUGCUGGCCUUCAUUAGCCAGGGCACAGAACGUAAGGACAGGGAAGUUAUGGUGCAGUUUUAUAAAACAUUGGUGAGGCCACAUGUGGAGUAUUGUGUGCAGUUUUGGUCACCACAGUAUAGAAAGAAUGUGAUUGCUCUGGAGAGGGUGCAGAGGAGAUUUACCAGGAUGUUGCCCGGGAUGGAGUGUCUCAGUAAUGAGGAGAGACUGAACAGGCUGGGUUUGUUUUCCUUGGAGCGGAGAAGGCUGAGGGAGGACCUGAUAGAGGCGUACAAAAUUUUACUGGCCAUAGAAAGGGCAGAUGGUAGUAAACUUCUCCCCGUACCACAGGUGUCUAUAACCAGAGUGCAUGGGUUUAAGGUAAGAUGUGAGAUGCUUAGAGGGCAUAAAGGGAAGAGGUUUUUCACCCAGUGGAGGAGCCAGAGACCCUCACAACAUCUAAAAUGUACCUAGAGGAGUUAUUGAAUCAUGGAAGGUUAUGGGGCAAGGGCUGGUAAAUGGGAUUAGUUUAGAUGGGUACUUGAUGGUCAGCAUGACCAGAGUGGG
Molecule: messenger RNA, 3291 nt
Organism: Pristis pectinata (smalltooth sawfish)
Lineage: Eukaryota; Metazoa; Chordata; Chondrichthyes; Rhinopristiformes; Pristidae
Product: zinc transporter 2-like
Exons: 8
Coding region: 436-1599 (387 amino acids)
Biological process (GO): zinc ion transmembrane transport; response to zinc ion; response to glucose
Cellular component (GO): plasma membrane
Molecular function (GO): zinc ion transmembrane transporter activity
Source: RefSeq, a predicted model, not a curated record